Zingiber officinale is the source of this 2165-nucleotide messenger RNA. Its product is annotated as vacuolar-sorting receptor 6-like. The record is from RefSeq and is a predicted model, not a curated record. Gene Ontology annotation, molecular function: calcium ion binding. The transcript is spliced from 12 exons. The coding region runs from base 164 to 2035 and encodes 623 amino acids. NCBI's taxonomy places the organism in Eukaryota, Viridiplantae, Streptophyta, Magnoliopsida, Zingiberales, Zingiberaceae.
UUCUUUCUUCUCUUCGCUUCUUGUGUCAUAAUCCGGCCUGCGUAAGCUGACACGCCGAUCUCUUUCCUUUUCCCCUUUUAAAUUGUCGAUUUUUCUGUGAUCCCCAAUAGCGUCAUCCAAUUAGCUAGAUCGGGGGUGGAAGAAAAGGAGGCUGUAAAGAAGUAUGGCGACUCUCCGGCUCGCUGCCGCUGUCGCAGCCUUAUUGGCGGUGCUGAUGAGGCCAGCGUCGGGACGCUUCGUGGUGGAGAAGGAGAGCAUCACGGUGAUCGCUCCAGAGUCGAUCAAGGGGCGGCACGACGCCUCCAUCGCCAACUUCGGUGUGCCUAACUAUGGCGGCACGUUGACCGGCGUCGUCAUCUACCCCGACCGUGAACAGAACGGCUGUAUCGCCUUCGACGGCGACCCGUUCAGGUCCAAGUCCAAGCGCCCAGUGAUUCUUCUCGUCGAUCGCGGAGUCUGUUACUUCGCUUUGAAGGCAUACAACGGGCAGCAGGCCGGGGCUGCUGCAGUCCUCGUCGCCGACUCGGUAGAUGAACCUCUUCUAACCAUGGCCGCCCCUGAUGAAGACAACGAAAACAGCUACGUCGAAAAGAUCAACAUCCCCUCCGCCCUCAUCACGCUAUCCUUCGGCAACAAGCUCAAGGAUGCUUUGGCCAAGGGUGGCAGCGAGGAGGUGGUGGUCAAGUUGGACUGGAGAGAGUCGAUGCCUCACCCCGACGAGCGGGUCGAGUACGAGUUUUGGACGAACAGCAACGACGAGUGCGGCGAUCGAUGCGACGAACAGGUGAAGUUCGUUCGCGACUUCAAGGGCAACGCUCAGAUUCUCGAGAAGGGAGGGUUCACCCUGUUCACCCCUCACUACAUCACUUGGUUCUGCCCUGACGCCUUCAAAACCAGCAGGGAGUGCAAGACACAAUGCAUUAACAAUGGCAGGUACUGCGCCCCGGACCCCGAGCAUGACUUCGAUGAGGGCUACGAUGGCAAAGACAUUGUCGUCGAGAACUUGAGGCAGCUCUGCGUUCAUCGGGUCGCGAAUGAGAGCGGGCGGCCGUGGGUCUGGUGGGACUUCGUGACGGAUUACCAUGUGAGGUGUUCGAUGAAGGAGAAGAAGUUCAGCAAGGAAUGUGCCGAGGCUGUUGUCACCUCACUUGGAUUGAGUUUGGACAAGGUUUCAAAGUGCAUGGGAGAUCCUGAAGCCGAUGCUGAGAACGAAGUCCUCAGCAUCGAGCAAGACCUUCAGGUCGGCAAUGGAAGUCGUGGAGAUAUUACUAUCCUGCCUACCUUAAUGAUAAACAACAUCCAGUAUCGAGGAAAAUUAGAGAGGACUGCUGUGCUGAAAGCAAUCUGUGCAGGAUUUAAAGAGUCUACCGAGCCUUAUGUUUGCUUGAACUCAGAUAUUGAGACAAAUGAGUGCCUCACUUCCAAUGGAGGCUGCUGGCAGGACACACAACUGAACAUCACUGCUUGCAAAGAUACUUUUAGAGGCAGAAUUUGCCAGUGCCCUGUGGUAAACAAUGUUCAAUUCAGUGGAAAUGGUUAUGAUUCUUGUACAGCUGUAGGUCCUGGAAGAUGUGCAUUUGACAAUGGGGGCUGCUGGAAUGUUACCAGGGAUAACCAGAAAUUCUCAGCUUGCUCAGAUUCUCAACUGACUGGCUGCCGCUGUCCAAAUGGAUUCUCUGGCGAUGGCCACAAUUGCCAAGAUAUAGACGAAUGCACGGAGAAGCUUGCUUGUACCUGCCCUGAAUGCUCAUGCAAGAACACAUGGGGAGGAUAUGACUGCAAGUGCAGAGGCAACCUUGUGUACAUAAAGUCCGAGGACACAUGCAUCGCCAAGAAUGCCUCAAAGUUCACCUUGUUUGUAACACUCUUUGUGCUAGCAAUUGUGAUCAGUGCUGCAAUAGCAGCCUAUGUAUUCUACAAAUACAGGCUCAGGUCUUACAUGGAUUCUGAGAUCAUGGCGAUCAUGUCACAGUACAUGCCCCUCGACAACCACCACAAUGAGGCCCAACCCUUGAGAGAAGAUACAACAAUUUAAGAAGGCUAGAGUUUGCAUGGUUGUGCCUUAAUUCUUCUUGUUUGAUCCACAGGAUUAGAUUCAAUGUACAUUCACAGGUUAGAAACUAUUCUUGAUCAUACGGUAAACGGUCAAAGGAACUUGGAUUGCU